AUGUGGCUGAUUGGACCACCUUCCCAGAGGAGGAAGAGGAUGAUGACAAUGAUGAUGAUGGACGAGCGACUGGAGACACCCUCGGCGCGCGCACUCGUCACCCACCCGGGCAGGGUGCACAGCAUCGAGGCCAUCCUGGGCUUCAAGGAGGACCUCCUGUUCCAUAAAUCGGCCGAUUGCAGCCCGGCAGAUAAAGUUGGGGGCAAACACGCGGAGGGGCGCAACGUUCAAGUCAAUCAGAAAAGUCUAUUCAUGGAAAGUUUGGACGGUACUGCGGGUGCCGAUUUGGGUGACGCGCCAUGUCCCGAUUCCCCAGAACGGGAGAGCUGCAAGUUAUCGGACGACGAGAACCCCAAGAAGAAGCAUCGCCGGAAUCGGACCACUUUCACCACUUUCCAGCUGCACGAACUCGAGCGAGCCUUUGAAAAGUCGCACUACCCGGACGUGUACAGUCGAGAGGAGCUGGCCCUCAAAGUCAACCUGCCAGAAGUCCGAGUUCAGGUUUGGUUCCAGAACCGCAGGGCCAAGUGGCGUCGUCAGGAAAAGCUUGAAGUGAGCUCCAUCAAGCUUCAGGAAACCACCGCCGCCUCCUCCUUGCUGUCCUUCGGCCGCCCAGCCGCCACGGGGCUGCAGCUGGACCCCUGGUUCACCACCCCCGUUGGGGCCUCCGCCACCCUUCAGUCGCUCCCAGGGUUCAUGGGCGGCGGCGCCUUCUCCGCCUCGCCUCCUCCUUCCGUGCCAUCAUCCUUCCUCAACGCACCUGCCCUUGGGCACCCCCCUCACCUGCCCCGGAUGGGCUCCAUGUGCCCCGCGCAGUUGUCUGCUUACCAGUGCUCAUCCGACCCGAGAAACUCCAGCAUUGCCUCGUUGAGGAUGAAAGCCAAAGAACACAUUCAGUCUAUCGGCAAAACGUGGUGA
Molecule: messenger RNA, 918 nt
Organism: Nerophis lumbriciformis (worm pipefish)
Lineage: Eukaryota; Metazoa; Chordata; Actinopteri; Syngnathiformes; Syngnathidae
Source: RefSeq, a predicted model, not a curated record